AUGUUAUGCUGCGUGAUAGGAACGAUAGCGGUAGCUGAUCCAGACCCAAAAAAAUAUAAGCCACAAGCACUUGAAACAGAUAAAAAAGCAGAGAACCUCACUAACGAAGAAAGAAGUUUUUUAAGAGAGGUCGAAGAAAAGUUUGGUGUGAAAUCUGAAAUUCCCAGUGAUAGCAAGGAAAAAGCCGAUAACAAAGUUGGAAAUAAAAAUGUAACACAUACUACCGAAAAAAAAUUAACAUUUCCAGCAGUAAUUGCCAUAGAGAUAGUGAAUGAUACUGAUGCAAAAGGCAAAGGCAAAAGAACAAUCGAUGCUAAUCUCGGAUAUGGAUACCGGACGAAUAAUGGAUAUACGUACAAUUAUUUCGGAAAAUCAGCUCAAGAUAAAGGAAAGUUCAUGAUUUAUCCCUAUUCUCAAGAAGAUAUUCCCGCACAUCAGAGCACCUUUAACUCUCAUUACGUAGAAACGGGCGAAAAUUAUCAGAAAACAUCGACUAAUGUUGAAAUACAGCCAUCACAGGCGUUUGAACUAGUACCCGUUAAAGAACAGCAAACAACUUACGACUACAAAAAGCCUGAAGUUGAAUUUAAAACACCAUCUCCUCCUACUUAUGGUAGUGAUUCAUCAUCGACUCUUUAUACUACGUAUAAUGGACAAGAAUUUUCGGGAUUGAGCGCCCAGUUUCCUACAGUAAUGCCAAAUUACUUUGUAGAUCCUUCUCAAUUGCUAACAAAUCCUCAAUACCAGAGCGCGGGUCUGACUCAAGACCACUUAAGAUCUCACGAAUCACAACUCGGCCAAAGAAUAGUACCAGUGUUAGUACUCAGAAUUCCAAGUUCUUCAAUUAAAAACCCUUCAGCUGAAUUGUACGCAAACCUACCAAACAAUUAUCCUCUAUCGUCUUAUCUCAACAAUGUAAACUUACAGCAAUUGGUUAAUCAAUACUUCCAAAAACAUGGAUAUUCAUUUGCACCACAAAUUAUGGCGUAUCAAAAUUCUAAUCUUUCUCCACAGGAAAGUGAACCACACUAUGCUCACCCAUAUGUUAAGCCCUCAUAUACUCAAUCAGACUAUUCUGGAGUACAAUAUUCAGCUGUGAAACCUGUAAUGGCUAGAUACCCAUCAAGUUAUAGCCCACAAAAAUAUGUAUCUCAGUCUCAAUCUUUGUACCGUCAACCUUCACAACAACAAUACGAGUAUCAAUAUCAAUAUAUGCCACAAACUGCACAGCCCACUUCUUACUACGUUCAGUCUCAGUAUGAACAACCAUCUUCUUCUCCUGAAUACCAGCAUGUGCAAACUUCUAUAGACCAACGUGCCAAUGUACAUGAAACUCAUUCAGUUGUGGAGCAUAAAGUACCGGAACAAACAAAUCAAGAAUACCCAGCUGAAAGCUAUGAUCCUCACCACGCUAUUCAGCAAAGCGCUGUUCAUCCAACAUCUUCAUACUACACAACAUCAGACACUUCUUCUGCGUAUGAAGUGGAAAAAGAAAACGCAAACGAACAUGCUUCUUUUGACCCCAGCUCUUAUACAUCUAGCUCAAUUGGGCAAAAAGCGCAGGUUUCAGUUCAACCCUCAAGAUUAAUUCAUUCAGAACAGUACGAAGAAAGUAGCGUUAAUUCUGGCCAAGAAUACACAUAUCAAUCUCCACAGCCUGAAAGGCCAAAAGCAUUAGUACUGUCAGAGAACUAUCCCAGCAAAGACCACACCAUUGCCGCAGUAUUUCCUAACUCGUAUAGCGCUGCUCAGAACUCAAAACCUAGCGUUCAAACUGUUAGUUAUGUAACUCCAAUGCCAUCAGCAAAAUAUCAAUCGCAAUUUAGAAUAAUGGUACCACAAACCGUCUUUAGAUCGCCCACAAGCGAUAAGGUAGCGUACGUAAACUCUAAAUCGAUGCAUUACAACAACGCAGGCCGUUACACCCACGAUGUGGAGCCAGAAGAAGAAUACACUAGAACGCAAUAUGUACCACCAGUGCCUACUAGGCCAUCUUACCCUAGAAAUUACCACAGCCAUCCAAAACGAAUGGCUAAACCUGACAAUAAAGCAGCGGCUUCUUCUAAAGUAGCCAAAAAGAAUGAAAGGACUGACAAGAAGACAACAUAA
Messenger RNA from Pieris macdunnoughi, 2109 nucleotides. The record is from the annotation of a GenBank genome assembly. NCBI's taxonomy places the organism in Eukaryota, Metazoa, Arthropoda, Insecta, Lepidoptera, Pieridae.